AUGUUCACCACUUUCCGCGGCGGUGUGGCACUCCUUACCCGAAAUCCACCCAUCCGGACUCUAGCCCUUCGCCUCAUCGGUCAGAGAAAUGUCCAAACGCCCGCUGGGCAACAUAGCCCUGACACGUACUCAAAGGACGUCGACGAUACACCAGCGGAGGACAAGUCCGUCCAUCGCCUUGACCCCAACUCAGACCGCGUGCAGAAACCCCAUGAGCCGCCUUCAGGUCAAUGGAGUCGUGCGGGAGUGCAGACGGAGGAGUAUCGCCAUGUCGAAGGCCGAAACCAGCCCUACGCCCCUGAGGGAGGUGACAGAGGAAGAUACGGAGCGCAAAAGAGCUGGCGAGAGGACAAGGGGCCAGAAACAAGUGGGGGUGAUGAAGGUCCAGACGCGAAAGGGAGUCAUGGGAGGACGUGA
Messenger RNA from Cyclocybe aegerita, 417 nucleotides. Lineage: Eukaryota; Fungi; Basidiomycota; Agaricomycetes; Agaricales; Hemipholiotaceae. The record is from the annotation of a GenBank genome assembly.